UUUACAGUAUUCAAUUCAAACUCAUGUAAUUGAGAGUUUUUUUUGGAAAAUAAACCAUAUGCAAAUAACAGUAAAAUUAUAUUUUUCAAUAGUUUUGAUUUCGUAGGCUUUUGCCCAUUAACUAUGUAUUAACAUACUCAUAUUUUAAAAAAAACCAAUGCGUACAAAUAAUCUCAAAGCCAUUGAAAUACACUAUAAAAUCUCCAUCUUGUAGCUGUUCCUAUGUAUAGUGUUAAACAAUACAAAAAUGAAGUAUUCUCAAAAAUGGAAGGACCUGAAGUGACAUUUUUAUUCCAAUUCGGCAAUCUUCGUGAUAUGGUAACUGUUCCGGUAUCAUCUAUUAAUUUGAGGUCUUUGAAGGAUUUGGCUUGUGAUUUCAUAAAUUCUAAA
Molecule: messenger RNA, 390 nt
Organism: Sitodiplosis mosellana (orange wheat blossom midge)
Lineage: Eukaryota; Metazoa; Arthropoda; Insecta; Diptera; Cecidomyiidae
Product: serine/threonine-protein kinase D2-like
Biological process (GO): protein phosphorylation
Molecular function (GO): protein serine/threonine kinase activity; ATP binding
Source: RefSeq, a predicted model, not a curated record